Messenger RNA from Babesia bigemina, 1503 nucleotides. RefSeq lists its product as hypothetical. The coding region runs from base 1 to 1503 and encodes 500 amino acids. The record is from RefSeq and is a predicted model, not a curated record. NCBI's taxonomy places the organism in Eukaryota, Apicomplexa, Aconoidasida, Piroplasmida, Babesiidae. The transcript has a single exon.
AUGCUUCAGUGGCUGGCGGGGCUUAAGAACCAAAAGCAUCAUGGCACUCUCAGACAGUGUGUUGUAAAGGCAUUUGGUGUUCCGCAUAGUGACCCUUCACAACUUGCAAUAUUCAUCAACCAUGCCAAAAUCACACCCACAGAUUUAUUCGACAUACUCCAACUUACCGCCAUGUUUGCUGGAUCCGUGCUCUUCGCCAUCGCACCUAACUGGAAAGCAAAUGUGUCAUCAAGCACUGUAAAGCCUAAGUCAUCUGACCAAUCCGAGGAGCCUGAUUGCUGCGCCCUCCUAUGCCAGCUGCGGGACUACGCCUACGCCUGCCACUACCAGUUGCAGUUCCUCAAGUCGCAGUGUAAUAGGGACAAACUAAGUGGUGGUUGGCAGGAUUGCCACUACGGCAGCGAUAUCACUUCUCCCAACUCCCCCCUCCAGGCGUUCCUGACCGACGGCUGGGACUCCACCUUCAAGACUCAUCCCUUCGACCCGUGCAACUUCUGCCUCAAGAGCCGUAUCAGGAUGGGAUUCAGGGAUGGAGACUUACCGAGUAGUCAACAAACUGGCGCCACCCUUUCCACCAUCCUCACUCCCAGCUGCGGCGGUGAUGACCCCUUGCUGACCUUGUGCUCCUACCUCAAUUGCCUCACCAGGCGGACGCCGCGCACAACCGGGGAGCUUGUGUCGUUCUUCCAUAAUUUUGGUGUCGAGUUGCACGAUUAUGGUCAAAAGAUGUUGUCUUCACUGGGCCUUUCACUCACCAAGUCACAUCCCAACUGCCCCGACUGGGACCGUCUUGGUGACUCCGACCUUGGAGCUGUCCGUGACAUCCGAGGGUCCGAGACUCUCACCACCAAUCACAACCACAACUAUGACCAUCCCCGUACCCUGUCCACACUGGUUGGCUGCGGCGAUGACUCCUCCAACUGCCCUCCGAACUGCUCGCCCAUCACCUACCGGGCCUACGCCCUGUACUCCCAGAGCUUCGCCCACACCUACCUUAGCUGGGCGGUGUACCUGCCGGACAGACUGUGGGAGUCACUUCAAACAUUGCACUAUGAACUCAAUAAGCACGACAGCAGCAAGUGCACAUCCCUCUACCUGUGUUCCACUGCGCUGCCCCUCCUCUACACUCACGGGUUCACGCCGCCGGAGGGCACAUCGCAGUUACCACUCAAGUGUUCAGAUGUCAUUGUCAAGCUGCAGGAAAUUGUCAACGGUGGGCCUAUCGCAACCCUCCUGACCGCCAUGGACAAUUUCCUCUACGGCAUCCGGGAGCCAUUCAUCUUCACCCUCGUCGCACUGUGGUCCACCGCAUUGCUGGUCCUCGCCAACACGAUGCUAUAUCGCCUGGACGUGCUCCACAUCCGCUCGCACCUUAUUCGCACCAAGGCUUCCCACCACAUCGACGUCAAGGCCUUACUCACGAAAGGCCGCAAAAUGCUCUCACUUUACAAGGACGUCGACUACUUCGACGAGGACCCCAUUAAUCAACUUGUUAUUCGAUAA